GGGCCGGAUCGAGCCUGUGGCAACAGCAGCAAACUGGUCGGUCCAGUUCGUCCAAAGGAGUUGAGGCAGUUGGGAAUUGAGAGACUAGACGUACGAACUCGAGUGGGCUCAGCUGGGACAAGGCCGGAAGAUGGCAAUGACGGCAGGGAUGAAAAGGACGGUGAAUACACCGAGGAUGGCAAUGACAGCGAGGACGACGAGGAUGGUGGGUACGGCGAGAAAUAA
Messenger RNA from Protopolystoma xenopodis, 225 nucleotides. NCBI's taxonomy places the organism in Eukaryota, Metazoa, Platyhelminthes, Monogenea, Polystomatidea, Polystomatidae. The record is from the annotation of a GenBank genome assembly.